This is a messenger RNA of Alligator mississippiensis (American alligator), 4556 nucleotides long. Its product is annotated as POU domain, class 5, transcription factor 3. Gene Ontology annotation, biological process: regulation of transcription by RNA polymerase II. The transcript has 6 exons. NCBI's taxonomy places the organism in Eukaryota, Metazoa, Chordata, Crocodylia, Alligatoridae. Gene Ontology annotation, molecular function: RNA polymerase II cis-regulatory region sequence-specific DNA binding; DNA-binding transcription factor activity, RNA polymerase II-specific. Bases 177 to 1499 code for a protein of 440 amino acids. The record is from RefSeq and is a predicted model, not a curated record.
UCGCGGGCGGCCCAUUACCAUAGCGGCCCAAGCCGCGGGCCCGCCGCACGUCGGGGCUCAGAGGGGUCCGCGCCGCCCCUCGGAGCCAGGGCAGCAGCGGCGCGGGGCGGCCGGGCCGGGCCCGGCUCAUGGCGCGCUGAGCGGAGCGGAGUGGAGCGGACGAGCUCCCCGCCACCAUGUUCAGCCCCGACGGCUUCGGGCUGGCGCCGGACGGGGGCGGCUACGGCGCGCUGCCGCCCCAGCAGGGCUUCUUCGCCUUCCCGGCCGUGAAGGUGGAGUACGGGGCUGAGCUGGCGCCGGCCGAGCCCAAGCCCUGGUACCCGGAGCCGCAGCUGGGGCUGGCCGGACCGCCGCCGCCGCCGCCGGGCCCGCAGCUGCUGGAGGGGCGGCGGGCGGCCAAGGAGGAGCCGGCGCCCGAGGCGGAGCGCCCGGCCGGCUCCCCCGACGCCAAGGGCACCCCGCCGCCCUGCUGCGCGCCGCCCUGGGCCGCCCCGUUCUGGCCGGCGCCCGCCUGCGGCAGCCCCGUGCCCAGCCAGCCCUUCCCCGGCCUCGGCGUCUUCCCCGGGCCCCGCGCCCUCUACCCCGGCGCCCUGCACCAGGGCGCCGCCGCCCUCUCGGGCCUGGGCAGCUCCAGCGCCAGCUCCAGCUCCAGCGGCGCCGCCAGCGAGGGCGGCCACUCCAGCGACAGCGGCGACGAGGACACUCCCACGUCAGAGGAGCUGGAGCAGUUUGCCAAGGACCUCAAACACAAGCGCAUCACAUUGGGGUUCACACAGGCUGAUGUAGGGCUGGCUUUGGGGACUCUCUACGGGAAGAUGUUCAGCCAGACAACCAUCUGCCGUUUUGAAGCUCUCCAGCUGAGCUUCAAGAACAUGUGCAAGCUGAAGCCGCUGCUGCAGCGCUGGCUCAAUGAGGCUGAAAACAAUGACAAUAUGCAAGAGGUCAGAGGGCUGGAGUGGAGUGAAGGGGCUCUGAAACCCCUGGUUUCAGCUGGGGAGGAAUCCCUUCCCAUACAGGCAGACCUGGGUCCAGCUGUGAAGCUGCCUUCUGAAUCCAUUGUACCCCCCAGGGCAGGGGGUCAUGCUAAGCUGUGCAAUGCAGAGCAAGUGCUGGCCCAGGCCCGGAAGAGGAAACGCAGGACCAGCAUCGAGACCAACGUCAAGGGGACCCUAGAGAGCUUCUUCCGCAAGUGUGUCAAGCCAAGCCCCCAAGAGAUCUCACAGAUUGCAGAGGAUCUUAACCUGGAUAAAGAUGUGGUUCGGGUCUGGUUCUGCAACCGGCGCCAGAAGGGCAAGCGGCUGCUGCUGCCCUUUGGCAAUGAGAAUGAGGCAGGGAUGUACGACAUGAACCAAGCCAUGCCUGCCCCGGUGACGAGCCAAGGCUAUGCUGUGGCGCCCCUGGCCUCUCCUCCACCCAUCUACAUGCCGACUUUCCACAAAGGCGAGAUCUUCUCUCAAGCUCUGCAACCUGGGGUCUCCAUGGGGAACAAUGGCAACUGAACAGAGGGGGUUGGGGGGGCUGGGUGAAGGGUGCCCUAGGAGCUGAAUGGGGGUGUCCCCUGGACAGUGCAGCUCCACUGGGUGCCUCAGUCCCACUCCGAGGGAUGGCUGCUGAGGCCUCUUCCCCAGAUACUGAUCUUGGAGCAGGAAAGUUGUGGGGAUGGGGCUUUUGCUAUAUUUUGCUAUGUCUCUUGUUUUGUUGGGGGUGGGGGAGGCACAGGGAAGUGAGAACAAGUCGUGUAGAUAGCAUGUUUGUUACACGGGGCACAAUCUACAGACUGCCCCUGUGUGCAGAUCCUUGUGGGAGAGGUGCAAGGUGGCCUAAGGCAGCUGCCCCCCUUGUCCCCACUUGCAUCUCUGUCCCUGUCAGGGCCCAGACAGAGUGGACACUUGCUCUCUGGAUUCCCUCCCAGCCCUUCCCAGUUCCUCUGGUCCACCACUCCCCCUACUUGGGGUCUGUGUUCCUUGCCCCACUAGGGGAGGUGACUUCUCCCCAUUCAUUAAUCUACCUAUGCUGCCCCUCUUCUGGGGCUAGGCUCAGUCACUCUUUUGCAAAUGGCAUUUUAUGUAUUUCUAGUUUUUAAACCGGGAACCCUGUGUAGCAAUUUCUAGUGUGAAUGUGAUCUUCUCUCCCUCUGUCCCCCUGGCCAGGGCUGCAUGAGUUCACAGAGAGGAGAGUCACCCUAAUGGACUCGCAGCCCCAUAUGAGCCUUAGGCCUGGUAUUUGUCAAGGAGCUUAAAGGAGUUAAAUGCCCACUGAAUGUCAGAGGAAGCUGGGUUCUUGUGCCUCCUUAGCAGAUCCCAGCCUCUGGUACCAGGUCUGCAUCUGUUGGAAACUUUUUUUUUUUUUUAAUUUUUAAAAAAAUUUCCCCCCUCCCUUGCACCCAUUACUGUCAUCUUCUUACAGGUUGGCCUGGUUUGCUAAAUUUAUUUGGUGGUCCACUUAGGCCUCAUCUUGAUGGCCACAAUGAGAAGUGAGGCUGGAGGAGCUGUCUAGGCAGUACAAACAGUGAUUGCCCUGCAGGGCUGUUCUGUUCAGGGGGCUCCUGCUCCAAGUCCUGUGUUGAGUGAGUCUUUGACCAUGUAGCUACCAGCAAUUGCCCAGCUCUGGGGCUCAUCCAUGUAGAUGUCACAAAGGAUGUUGUUCAGCAUUCAUAGGGCAUAGUUUAUUCAGGAGUGACCUACUUUAUCAAAGUUCAUCCCCCACAGCCUCAAAUCAUCUGGAGAGGGGCUAGCAUUAACCUUUUGCUGUUCCCAAAUCUCUAUAUGGGUUAUGCUCCUAUUUCUGGGCUAAGUAGCAUUUAAUACUUUGUGAUGUGUCUGCUUAUUAAUAACAUCUUCCUAGCAAGUCUCUCUUAUGACCUCAAAAUUUUUGGUUAAAAAGCAAGGUGAACUUUUUCGGGCUUCUGUGGUUUGUGGUUGGAAAAGUUGAUGGGAACCACAAGGCCUCUGCUACAAACUUUCACAAUCCAGUGGAAGGUUUCAUUUUUGAAAUGCAUGCCCCCCUUUCCUCCCAAGCAGCUGCCAGAGUGGGAAGAAGGAACAGAAAUAAGGGCUACUAAGCUUCCAUGGACAUACAAAUAGGAACCUCCUGGUGGAAUUGCAGUUGCAGCCUGAAGGGUCCUCUUGCACAGAAGACCCUUGCAGUCUUCAAUAACCAUUGAAAUUGCCAGCCUGGCAGCAGUGCUAGGAAAUCAACUCGUAUAUACCAAUAGAUGGUGCUUUAUAUAAAUGUGUGAACAGAUUUGAUGGGGGCAUGGAAGGGGGGAAAAACUUGAGAAAACUGACCCUCAAAUUUCUUUUAUGGUCUGUUGUUUACAAAAUUUUACAUUUAAAAGAAAAAAAAAAAAGGUUACUACACAACAGCUUUUUGAGAGCUUUGCUUUGUUGACUUUUUUAUGUUGAAAAGGCUCCUGCAUCCAGAUGCCUCUACCAUUAUGAGGCUUUUCUGUUGCUGCUGCUGUUUUAUUAUGUGUAUGUGGUAUCUGAUGGGAUGUGUCUCAGCCUGGAGUUGUGAUGAUGGGAGAGACUCCACUUUUAUUCCUUUGUGUAGUCGUUGUGGUUUUUUGGAGAAAUGACUGAAAAAUCUUAAGACUCAAAAGCCAGAAGGCAAAUAGAAAUUCAAAUCUUAUUUAAAAUGUCAUGAUACUAGUCUGUGAAUUUUGAAUGCUUUUUUUCACUCAAGGGUCUGUGCUGGUAAUGAGGGAAAAUCAUGGUACUACCUAAUGCUCUGAGCUGGACUUCUUUACUGUGGUUAAAUUCAUGACACUUAACGUUGCUUGCCAUCAGUGGUCUUAGCGUCAACACGCCCUUGAAAUGAUUAGAGCAGUUCACAGCUCUGUUUGGCAGGCUGCAGACAGCAGCUCUGCAAUGAUUCAUCAUGUGUGGAAGGUUCUGUCUCUGGUGCCCACCCCAUGGGCACUUCUUGGCACCAUCUCUCAGUGAGAGUUGAAACAGCCCCAUGAACUGAUGCAGGGGAGAGACUUGCCCUGGAAGCUCAUUACCACUGUUUCUUGCUGGGGAUGGGAGGUUUGCUUAGGCAUGAGGAUAGCUCUUAAAGAGAGCAUUUGGUGUCAGCUACACUGACUGAAGAGGACAUUUUACAGUUCCAGCAACUUGAAAAUUCCUUCUGCCCUUCCAAGCAAAUUCCAUUGAAUGACACUGAGUUCCUGCUAGUUGUUUGCUAAGGCUAACAAUCCCUGCCAUGCACACAGAAAUGUAAAAAUAUGCGGGCCUGCUACACUUUCAUUUAAAAAAAACAAAAAAAACUUAAAGCUUCCUCUAAGGCAGAGUCUAUGGAAUGUAAUAGGGGUUCUCUAUCGGUGUACAAUUUCCAUAGAAAGGCUCUGAAUUCCAGUACAACUGAGAAGAGAAUUUCUCAAAACUUUUGGAACUGCCCUGUAGAAUUGCAUUGCUAGGAUAGAGGCUGCUAUGAUUGUGUGGUUUUUUUAGGAUGGUUUGAGAGUGCCCCAGAAAUUUCUCCCUGGAUUUUCUUUCCUUUCCUGAAAAAAUGUUCAUUGAAAAUAAAGAUCCCAGCUGCAUUCCCAGAACCCUUUA